Molecule: messenger RNA, 984 nt
Organism: Ostrinia nubilalis (European corn borer)
Lineage: Eukaryota; Metazoa; Arthropoda; Insecta; Lepidoptera; Crambidae
Product: glandular kallikrein-like
Exons: 6
Coding region: 1-984 (327 amino acids)
Biological process (GO): proteolysis
Molecular function (GO): serine-type endopeptidase activity
Source: RefSeq, a predicted model, not a curated record
AUGCUAGGAGCCGCAGCGGUGGUGCUGCUCGCAUGGGCGGGCUGCGCGGCGGCGCUGCGCCAGGCCAACGGCAGCCGCUACGGGUUCUACCGCAGCAUGGGCAACCAGGGGCUGUGGAGCGCCGAGAGCGAGCUGGCGACGCGGCGCGUGUUCGGCGGCGCGGCGGCCGAGCUGGCGGCCUUCCCGGCGGCGUGCGCGCUGCUGGACCGCUACUGGACGGCGCGCUGCUCGGCCGCCGUGCUGGCGCCGCGCUGGGCGCUCACGGCCGCGCACUGCGUGUCGCCGCGCGUCGCCUACGUCAAGUUCAACGCGCGCCGGCCCUCCUCGCCCGACGGGGACGUCGCGGCUGUCCAUUAUCUUUACAGGCAUCCUGGCUACAAGGUGGUGCAGGAGGACGAGGGCCGCGGGCCCGACGUGACGCUGCUGCACCACGACGUGGGGCUGGUGCGCACGCGCGCCGCCAUGGCGCUGGCCGCGCGCGCCGCCACCGACCCGCUGCGCGCCAUGCGCCUCUACAACCCCGUCGACCUCAAGAACGAGGAGGUGGAGGUUCUAGGUUUUGGACGAACGGAGCGCUCGAUUCUGGGCGAGGAGCUGUUCAGCGUGAAGCUGCAGCUGGUGUUCUGCGAGCGCGGCGCGUGGUUCCACUGCGUGUGCGGCGUGGCGGGCGGGCGCGACGCGCGCGGCGUGUGCUCCGGCGACUCCGGCGGCCCCGUGCUGUACCGCGGCGUGCAGGUGGGCGUGACGUCGAUGGGCCCGCUGGAGUGCGCGCGCGCGGGCGUCGCGCCGGCGGCGGGCGCCACGAGCGUGUUCACGGCGCUGUACAACUACGCCGACCUCAUCAACGCCACCAUCCACGACACGGACGCGGCGCUGCGCAUGCGCAUGAUCGGCGCCGCGCCGCCGCGCGCGCUCGCGCCCGCCGCCCUCUUGCCGCUGAUACUGACGAUCAUGCCGGCAAGCGCCGGGGUGCGCCACGCGUGA